This is a messenger RNA of Prorocentrum cordatum, 1017 nucleotides long. Lineage: Eukaryota; Dinophyceae; Prorocentrales; Prorocentraceae. The record is from the annotation of a GenBank genome assembly.
AUGUCUGCGGCCGCGGCGAGGACGAGCACGGCGGCAAGGGCGACCGUCUUGACCAGCCUCCCCAUCUCUCUCGCGUGGCGUUCCGCUGGCUUCCGCUGGGCGCAAGGCGAUAUGCCGGCCGAGUUCUCCUGCAUCGCGCCGCUGCUGCUCGGCUCGCUGCUGCUCUGCGUCGUGCUUCUCUUCCUCCUCCUCGCGGUGCACGGCCGCGCGGAGGUCCGCAAGUUAUGGAGCAAGAGGCAUGCCAACGCCACCCUCCCAGGCAUCUUUUCCGCGUUGACCUUCGUCCUCGAAAACUUCGCGCUCGCGAACGGCCUCAGCGCGACCUCGGUGGUUCUGCUCAACAAGUUCGCGAUUCUGCCAGGUGUCCUCGGGGAGAUCUGGCUGACGCGGACCACGCCGUACCGCACGCAGCUCGCCACCAUGGCGGCUUUGAUUUUGUGCAUCAUCGUUUGCUCUCUCGGCGACGACGGCGAACCUAACAUGUCGCUCGUAGGGUUGCUCUUGGGCCUUGGUGCAGCCCUCUCAGACGGAGUUGGCAACAUCGCCUUUGAGGCCACGGCGCAGUCCCGCCUCGACGACCUGGAGGAGGAUUCGGGGGCCGAAACGCUCAGGUGUUUCCUCGUGAACGAGUUGUGCAAGUCCGUGUUCAACAUCGUACUGAUGCUCGUGUUCGAGCGCAAGCACCUGUCGCAAGGUUUCUUCAAUGGCUGGGGCCUCCCUAUGCUCGUCGGCGGUGUCAUGCCUCUCCCCGCGAUGGUCGCGCUUUACAACACGGCCAUCUUGACGGCAGGCAGCUUGACGACCAGGAUGGCAGCGUCCGCCGAUAUUGGCAUCGCUUACUUGAUGGAUGCGCUUAUCUUCGGUGACACGGUCAGGAUCUCCCAGGGCCUGUUGAUCCUCGCCAUCAUCGCUUUGAUCGGCGUCUACACCAAGUUCGCCGUCGACGUGCGGAAGGCCGCCGCAGACGCCCUCAUCAGGUCGGAGAUGCUAGUUGUAGAUGUCGUGUGUAGGGUGUGA